AUGACUGUCGCCUGGAAGUUGGCGAUGGGCAAGUCUGACAAGGACAAGCCGAAGGAGGUGCCGGCCAAGCCCAUCAAGAAGAGCAAGACCAUCAACAAGGUGGCCCGUAACGGCACCGCGACCGCCAAGGAGGUGGCCAAUGACAACGGCAACUCGACAGCUAACAAUUCCACGAACGGUAAGGAGCAACCUACCUCCAAGGUCAAGACCACCGACGGCAACGCCGCCCCCGGGCCCACGCCUAUCAAUGCGAAUUCCCCCAAGGUCGAGCCGCCCAAGAUUGCUCCGCUCCAGAAGGUCUGUAUGGUCGACGCGCCCGGCGAGGCGGUCGCGGUCAUCACCACCAAGCAGGAGCCUACCACUGAGGCGUCAAAGGACGACACUGCCAGCUAUAACGCCAGUACCGUCAACGACGGUCCUUCUCUCCCCAAUGCCAAUCAGGCUCUAAAGAAUGUCGCAUCAAAAGGCUCGACUUCAUUCUCCAAGCGCGGUCACUUCAUGAGGCGCCUCUCCCGCAGUGUCGGCAGGAACGUCUCGGUGAACAAGGGCAACACAAACAAUGGGAACAUCUCUGGUGCCCACCUCAUCGAGCCCCUUACUGAAGACCGGGCCAACAACGAGCACGUCAAGACGAUCUCGGACACUACGGCGGACCCUGGCACCGAUGGCGCUAAGAAUACUGCUCCCACGAGUGAGCCUCAGCCUGAGACCGUCGCCAAGGCUGUCCUCCUGCUCGGGGCGCCUUCUUCUAACGGUGACGCCGAGCCCGCGACCAAGCCCACCAACGCGGAGGUCGGCUCCUCCAGGGACAUCAUGCGGGGGAGUGCGGAGGCUUGUCCCUCCAACACCACGACCACGCCGACCCAGCCCAUCCGUUCUCUCGCAACGACCCGCGACAUCCUUCUUGCCGCCUCUCUCAGCAGGCAGGGCAGCAUCCUGCCCAUUACCAACUAUCCCAAGCUGUCGAUGUCCAUCCCGCUGACCGAGGAGAAGCUCAAGCUCGAUGAGCGCUCCCAUGUGAAGCGUCUGUUCCGUGCAGUCGGAAACGAGGACGUCACCACCAUCGUCUCGCUGCUCGCUUCGGGGCUUGUGUCGCCUGACGUCGUGUCGACUGGAGGUAUCACUCCUCUCGUCUACGCGGCGGCGCGCGGUCUGUUCGACUCGACCGAGGCGCUUAUCAUGCACAGCGCCGACCUCAAUCGCAUGAGCGAAGCUUCCUUCGCGGCCUUCAAGCCCACCCAAGUUGCCUCCGCUAGCAAGCUGGAGGACGGCAUGCAGCACUCUGAGCCCAGGACUGCGCUCAUGGCAGCCGCCGAGCAUGGUCGCCUCCGGGUCGCCGAGCUGCUCCUCCUGGCGGGUGCCGACGAUGGCAUCAUCGCCCCGGACGGACAGAUCGCUCUGCGCCUCGCCGUUCUCAACGGACACCACGAGAUUGCUGAGAUGUUGCCGGAGCGGAACGACGGUGCCGCCGAGCGCAUCGCGUACAAGCUCGCCCCCGCGCGCUCGCAUAUGCGCAACGCUGUGCUGUGCAUCCAGAUUGUCUGGUUCAUUACGGUCUUCAUCAGUGCCUGGGUCUGGGGUCUGAUGCUCAAGGCGUGUAAGCUCGAGGAGAGCUGGGCCCGCUUCUGCGCCAGUGUCAAGGCGGAUCUGAUCCUCAUCCAGGACGGCUGGAAGUGGACCAAGGACAAGUUCAUGGCCGGUAUGGAGUGGUUCCUCGCGUACUGGCCCCUCCUCAUUGCGUAUGGCGAGGACGUCGUCUACGUUCCAGGCGUCUCUCGUCGCUGCCUCCACGCCGCCGAGGAGAUUGCGUCCGAGGCGAUCGAGUGGUUCUCCGCCGGUCUCGACUCGCUCGGUCCUCGCUACGACCACGCCAAGACUGUCGUCUCUGCCCAGUCCCAGAAGGUCCUGUACAACCUGCAGCUUGUGGGGCGCCAGCUCAAGCCCGUCAUCGACGACACGGUUGUCCGGUUCAAGGCUCUCCCCUCCGCCAUCCAGCUGUACGCGGUUUGGACCUUCUACACCCUGUGUCACGGCAGUAUCGCCCUCGUCGGAGCUCUGCUUCAGUCCAUCUCCCUCGCUCACUCGACCUCCCUCGCCAUCAUUACCUGGUUCAAGGAUGUCACGGCCGAGGACCUGCGCAACGGCCUGGUCCAGCUUGGGAACGCGCUCGUCGACCUCUUCAUCAUCCUCCACGUCCAGCUGAUCAGGCUCGUGCACACUUGCAGCAUCGUUGUCUUCCGUACCAUGAACUGGACGGGAGCGGCGGUCUACUGGGCCGGGUACGCUGUUCUGGAGCUCGUUGGGUUCAUUCCUAUGUGCAUCCUGAAGGCGUUGUGGGCCGUCCUGCGUGCGGUGCUCUUCGCGGUCCACGAGGGCAGAGUCUGGUUCAACCCUCGUGCUGCUUAA
This is a messenger RNA of Trichosporon asahii var. asahii CBS 2479, 2406 nucleotides long. RefSeq lists its product as uncharacterized. Gene Ontology annotation, molecular function: protein binding. The coding region runs from base 1 to 2406 and encodes 801 amino acids. The transcript has 2 exons. The record is from RefSeq and is a predicted model, not a curated record. NCBI's taxonomy places the organism in Eukaryota, Fungi, Basidiomycota, Tremellomycetes, Trichosporonales, Trichosporonaceae.